This is a messenger RNA of Salvia hispanica, 597 nucleotides long. Its product is annotated as putative 2' cyclic ADP-D-ribose synthase BdTIR. The record is from RefSeq and is a predicted model, not a curated record. Gene Ontology annotation, biological process: signal transduction. NCBI's taxonomy places the organism in Eukaryota, Viridiplantae, Streptophyta, Magnoliopsida, Lamiales, Lamiaceae.
AUGCAACGUCCAGCCUCCGCCCUGAUGAGCAGCAUCGGCCACCACAGCCGGCACCGGGUCCUCCGGCAGCAGCGGGCCCCACCGUGCGACGUGUUCAUCAACCACCGCGGCGUGGACACGAAGCGCAACGUGGCGGGGCUGCUGUACCACCACCUCCGCAGCAUCGGCCUCCGCCCCUUCCUGGACAGCAAGAACAUGAAGCCCGGGGACCGCCUCUUCGACCACAUCGACGCCGCCAUCCGGGAGUGCAAGCUCGGGAUCGCCGUCUUCUCGCCCAUGUACUGCGACUCCUACUUCUGCCUCCACGAGCUCAGCCUCAUGACCCAGCUCGGCAAGCGGAUCAUCCCCGUCUUCUGCGACGUCAAGCCCUCCGAGCUCCGCGUCAAGGACGACGGCUCCCUCCCGCCCGAGGAAAUAAUGCGCUUCCGCGCCGCCCUCGAGGAGGCCAAAAACACCGUCGGGUUAACUUUUGACACCUUGCGAGGGGAUUGGCCGGAGUUUUUUGCUCAGGCGACGGAUGUGGUGAUCGAGAACUUGAUCGAAUUGGAGGAAGAGGAGGAAAUUAAGAGGCAGAAAAAAAAACUUGAAUUGAACUAA